Ichthyophthirius multifiliis is the source of this 612-nucleotide messenger RNA. RefSeq lists its product as hypothetical. The transcript has a single exon. NCBI's taxonomy places the organism in Eukaryota, Ciliophora, Oligohymenophorea, Hymenostomatida. The record is from RefSeq and is a predicted model, not a curated record.
AUGGCGGUAGAAUAUCUAAAAACACUGAAUUUGUUCCCGAUUUUCCUAUUGAGACUGGUGCUGAGGAAAUCCAUAUAAAAAACAGUUUAUAUUAUGAUUUAGUAUUAAGAGUAGGUGCUAAAAUAUUACCUGAUACUAAUUUAAUACAUUAUAUAGAAGAUAUAAACGGAGAAAAACUAGUUGAAAGGGAGAAAUUUUUCGAAAAAUAUAAAUUAAAUGAAUUUUAUGAUAAAGUUGUUGAAUAAGUCGAAAAUAUAGACUAUAAUGAAAAUGUCUAAGAUUUUUUUUAAAAAAAUGGACUAAAUGAAUCUUUUUUGGAGAUCUAUGAGCCUUUUUGGGGAGCAGAAAACGGAUGCGAAUUAAAAUAAAUGUCAGUUAAGGCUUAAAUUGAGUAUGAUUAGGGAUGGUAAAGUGACCACGACGAUAAUUUUUUGGUCUAAAAUAUGUCUCAUUUUGAUGUUUUGGGUAAAGCUUUUGAAAAAGAGAUUGCUUUAAUAAAAUAUAAUAAGGCAGUGGAGCAUAUUAACUAUCUAAAAGAUGAUUUAGUGGAAAUAAAAACAGCUGAUUAGGCUAUUUAUGUAUGUAAUGCAGUUAUAAUUACAGUUCCUUUGA